GCUAUCAGGCGCUUCCGGCAAUUACUUUGCCACACGCCAAAUGGCGCCCUUGACAACCCUCAUACGCCCCGCCCCCGCAUUUCCUGAUUUGACAGCAUCCCCGGCCGCUGAUUGGCUCUUAUACCCAGUUGGCAUGGUGACAAGGCCUGGCAGGCUAGUGUGCGAGUGUGCGUCCCUGAGGGUUGGGCCUGGUACACAAGCCUGUGAGACAGGGUGGGGCUUGCCUAUCAGGUGUGUGUGAGAGGUCACGGGAAGCCGCUGCCUGCCCCUCCUCGGCCGAAUCUGUCGCUCUCCCCAGAGCCAAGGGCGCCCCACCCUCACUCUCCCGGGACCCUUUCCUACCGCCUAUCCCUGCUGCCUGACCGAGCGCUCAUUUCCGCCCGGACUUCCACUUCCCUUAACCGGAUCUCGGACCCGGGUUCCCGGCACCAUGUCCGCGGGAGGAGACUUCGGGAACCCGCUGAGGAAAUUCAAACUUGUCUUCCUGGGGGAGCAGAGCGUUGGGAAGACUUCUUUAAUAACCAGGUUCAUGUAUGACAGCUUUGACAACACAUACCAGGCAACAAUUGGAAUUGACUUCUUAUCCAAAACAAUGUACCUAGAGGAUCGAACAAUCAGACUGCAGCUCUGGGAUACCGCGGGGCAGGAACGCUUCCGCAGCCUGAUCCCCAGUUACAUCCGCGAUUCCGCAGCCGCCGUAGUAGUUUACGAUAUAACAAAUGUAAACUCAUUCCAGCAAACCACGAAAUGGAUCGAUGACGUGCGAACAGAGCGGGGGAGCGACGUGAUCAUUAUGUUAGUGGGAAAUAAAACCGACCUGGCAGAUAAAAGACAAGUGUCCAUUGAGGAAGGAGAGCGGAAAGCCAAGGAGCUGAACGUAAUGUUUAUUGAAACGAGUGCAAAGGCCGGCUACAAUGUAAAGCAGCUCUUCCGACGCGUGGCCGCUGCCCUGCCUGGGAUGGAAAGCUCACAGGACAAGAGCAGAGAAGACAUGAUUGAUAUCAAACUGGAAAAGCCUCCAGAACAGCCAGUGUCGGAAGGGGGCUGCUCCUGUUAAUGCCCCAUCCCUCCGCCGGACUCCCACCAUGAUCCUCCCUCCGGGACAUCACUGCUCCUGUCGUGCCCCCCCCCCCCCAAACCUUACUACUUUAUAAAAACAAAAGCAGUGUAAAUAUCGGCCUCCCCCCCCGUCCCCCCCAGCCCCUUGGCUCCGCCCCCGACUGUCUUGUGGACCUAUGAACGAUCAGCUUCACGGGCUUGUUAAUAUAUACGCAGUGUCUCCAUUAUUUAAGCGACACGGAAACGGUAUGCUUUGUUGUUAAUCAUCUCCAGAACAAACUGCGGGAACCUCUGCAACAUAGGAUGAUACCGAGUAUCUCUGCAUGCUUUCUAUGCGCCAAGCUCUCCCCCCCUCGGGAAUAAUUCAUGGCACUACGGGCAUUGAUCACUUUAGCGCGGUGCGAGGUUUUUAAUGUGCUUAAAUAGAUCUACUACCCCCCCUCCUACAGCCCCGCCCACUGCGGCUUCACCCACCCACCGGCCUGCGGAGAUUAGUGUAGGAUAUGUAGUCACCGACAGAAAAGCAUUAUGAUGUGGUCAUACUCUGUACUGUUUUAUAUUGCAGCAUUUCAUUGUAUAUGGGGUGUGAACUGCUGCUUGACAUAGUUAUCUUUUUAUUAACGUUUCCUUUUUUUUUUUUUUUAUUUUAAAUAAAGUAUAAAUAAUGCACUUUG
Messenger RNA from Xenopus tropicalis (tropical clawed frog), 1733 nucleotides. It is a transcript of the gene rab6a, whose product is annotated as RAB6A, member RAS oncogene family. Gene Ontology annotation, molecular function: GTP binding; GTPase activity. Gene Ontology annotation, cellular component: cytoplasm. NCBI's taxonomy places the organism in Eukaryota, Metazoa, Chordata, Amphibia, Anura, Pipidae. The transcript is spliced from 8 exons. The coding region runs from base 431 to 1057 and encodes 208 amino acids. The record is from RefSeq and is a predicted model, not a curated record.